AUGGAAUCGUUAGACGGCUACAAGGCACGGCAACCGUUCCCGAAUACAUCGCAGCUGAAUGGGGUCUUGAGAAUCCUCUCUGGAAGGGCCGCCUUCGGAUUCUGGAGAAAGCCUCCACUGGAGUCACCAUCGUCCUGGAAGACGGUCAGACGGGAGCUCAUCCCAUCAGCCUUCGCACGCGCACCGUACACCGACGAUGGAGCCACAGUACACCCUGUUCUGGACUCGAGUCGAUAUUUCGUCUUGCGAGUUCAAGAUCCGGCAACAGGAAAUAAAGCAUAUAUUGGAAUCGGCUUCACAGAUCGCUCGGGAAGCUUUGAUUUCAACGUCGCACUACAAGAUUAUACCAAACGUAAGAACGCACCGGCCAAGCUAGAAGAGGAAGCCAAAGUUCAGGCAAGCACCCCAAAGGUUGACUAUUCACUCAAAGAGGGUCAAACGUUUAAGAUCAGUAUACCGGGCUCCAAAGGCGCGAGCUCUUCGAGCAGUGCUUCGGUGUUUGGAUCAGGGGGUUCCUCAGGGGGCGGGGGUGCUGUUCCGCUUCUACCUCCCCCUCCACCAGGCGGUACCCGGAGACGUUGA
Molecule: messenger RNA, 582 nt
Organism: Serendipita indica DSM 11827
Lineage: Eukaryota; Fungi; Basidiomycota; Agaricomycetes; Sebacinales; Serendipitaceae
Source: the annotation of a GenBank genome assembly